UUCUUCCGCGUGGCCCGGGGCGGCGGCCCGAAGUCCAGCAGCCUGGGCAGCCCCAUCGGGCGUGGAUGUAGGAUGGCAGUGCCCGGUGGCUCUGGGGGUCCAAUCGGACCCGGAGCUGUGGCCGGGGGCACUCGAUCCAAGGUGGCUCUGAGCGUGGACUUUGAUCACAGCUGCUCAGACAGUGUGGAGUACCUGACGCUCAACUUCGGGCCCUUCGAAACCGUGCAUCGCUGGCGGCGCCUCCCGCCCUGCGACGAGUUCGUGGGUGCCCGGCGCAGCAAACACACAGUGGUUGCAUAUAAGGAUGCCAUCUACGUGUUUGGUGGAGACAAUGGAAAGACGAUGCUCAACGACCUUCUGCGGUUCGAUGUGAAGGACUGCUCCUGGUGUAGAGCCUUUACCACUGGCACCCCACCAGCACCCCGCUACCACCACUCUGCCGUGGUCUACGGGAGCAGCAUGUUUGUCUUUGGGGGCUAUACUGGAGACAUUUAUUCCAAUUCUAACUUGAAGAAUAAAAAUGACCUCUUUGAAUACAAGUUUGCAACUGGCCAAUGGACAGAAUGGAAAAUUGAAGGACGGUUGCCAGUUGCCAGGUCAGCCCAUGGGGCCACGGUGUACUGCAACAAGCUGUGGAUUUUUGCUGGCUAUGACGGCAAUGCCAGGUUGAACGACAUGUGGACAAUUGGCCUCCAAGACCGAGAGCUCACGUGUUGGGAGGAGGUUGCCCAGAGUGGCGAGAUCCCGCCGUCCUGCUGUAACUUCCCCGUGGCUGUGUGCCGGGACAAGAUGUUUGUAUUCUCAGGGCAAAGUGGAGCCAAGAUAACCAACAACCUCUUCCAGUUUGAAUUCAAGGACAAGACGUGGACACGCAUUCCUACUGAGCACCUACUCCGGGGCUCCCCGCCACCCCCACAGCGACGUUAUGGACACACCAUGGUGGCCUUUGAUCGCCACCUCUAUGUGUUUGGUGGUGCAGCAGAUAAUACACUACCCAACGAGCUGCACUGCUAUGAUGUGGACUUCCAGACCUGGGAGGUUGUCCAGCCCAGCUCUGACAGUGAGGUCAGCGGUGCUGAGGUGCCUGAGCGGGCUUCUACUUGUGAGGAGGUCCCCACCCUGACCUCAGAGGAACGUGGUGGUCUCAAGAAGUCCCGAGAUGUGUUUGGCCUGGAUUUUGGAGCCACCUCAGCUAAGCAGCCUGCCCAGCCAGCCUCAGAGCUGCCCAGUGGGAGGCUCUUCCAUGCAGCAGCCGUCAUCUCUGAUGCCAUGUAUAUCUUUGGAGGCACCGUGGACAACAACAUCCGCAGUGGGGAGAUGUACAGGUUCCAGUUCUCCUGCUACCCCAAGUGUACACUGCAUGAGGACUACGGACGUCUGUGGGAGAGCCGCCAGUUCUGUGAUGUAGAGUUUGUGCUGGGUGAGAAGGAGGAAUGCGUGCAGGGCCAUGUGGCCAUCGUCACUGCUCGAAGCCGCUGGCUCCGCAGAAAGAUCGUGCAGGCACGGGAGUGGCUGGCCCAGAAACUGGAGGAGGAGGCACCCCUUAUUCCCAAGGAGGCCUCUGGAACGUCUAUGGGAAGGGUACGGCUGCCCCUGCUGCGUGUGGCCAUCCGUGAGGCUGAGGCUCGGCCCUUCGAGGUGCUCAUGCAGUUCCUCUACACAGACAAGAUCAAGUACCCGCGGAAAGGCCACGUGGAGGACGUGCUGCUGAUCAUGGACGUGUACAAGUUGGCGCUGAGCUUCCAGCUGUGCCGCCUCGAGCAGCUGUGCCGGCAGUACAUCGAGGCCUCUGUGGACCUGCAGAACGUGCUCACUGUGUGCGAGAGCGCUGCCAGGCUGCAGCUGGGCCAGCUCAAGGAACACUGCCUGAACUUUGUGGUGAAGGAGUCCCACUUCAACCAGGUGAUCAUGAUGAAGGAGUUUGAGCACCUCUCAUCCCCGCUGAUCGUGGAGAUUGUGCGGCGGAAGCAACAGCCGCCACCUCGCACACCCUCAGAUCAGCCUGUCGACAUCGGCACAUCUCUGAUCCAGGACAUGAAGGCAUACCUGGAGGGAGUAGGAUCAGACUUCUGUGACAUCACACUUCUUCUGGAUGGCCAUCCACAGCCAGCCCACAAAGCCAUCUUGGCUGCUCGCUCUAGCUACUUUGAGGCAAUGUUCCGGUCCUUUAUGCCUGAGGAUGGACAAGUGAACAUCUCGAUCGGGGAGAUGGUGCCAAGCAGGCAGGCCUUUGAGUCCAUGUUACGCUACAUCUACUAUGGCGAGGUCAACAUGCCCCCUGAGGACUCCCUCUAUCUGUUUGCGGCCCCCUACUACUAUGGCUUCUACAACAACCGACUGCAGGCUUACUGCAAGCAGAACCUGGAGAUGAAUGUGACCGUGCAGAAUGUGCUACAGAUCCUGGAAGCAGCUGACAAGACACAGGCACUGGACAUGAAGCGUCAUUGCCUGCACAUCAUCGUCCACCAGUUCACCAAGGUCUCAAAGCUGCCCACGCUGCGCUUGCUGAGCCAGCAGUUGCUGCUGGACAUCAUAGACUCGCUGGCCUCCCACAUCUCAGACAAGCAGUGUGCAGAGCUGGGUGCUGACAUCUGAGGAUCUCCACAGGGCUCUACCAGUCUGGAGAAUGAUGCCUACCUGGCUGGCCAUAUCCAUGCACAUGUGGGGGCCAGAGGUUCUCCAGGGAGCUGAGGUGUCACAGGGGCUUCGCAAGGCUACAUUUCACUUAGGGCACAGGUCCCAGAGGGAGGUGACUGUGAAAGACCUUUCCAGCUUGUACCUCUCCUAGAUGGGAGGCAAGGGUUCAGUGACUGGGAUGUCGCAGGAUACAAAGGACCUGGCCACUACACAGCUGUAAGGAGCUGCAAGUGUGGCUCUGGGGCCAGAUGUAUGCAGGCUUUGGGUCUCCUGCAGGUGUACUGACUCCAGCCACUGGAUCUCAAUGCAUUGCCCUGUGUGUGUGUGUGUGGUGGGGAGUGGACAGUUACUUCAGCAUCUGGCUGCAACUUCCCCAGACCCCAAAGUCAGGACUUUUCACCCCAGUGGAUGGGUGCCAGUGACAGUGGUGGGGUAUGACCCUGGAGAUGGAUUCUGGAGGGACAAGCCCCAUGGAUCUGCUCCCAGUCCACAGGACAGCCAAGCUGGGUUGGACCUAGCUCUCAAAGGAGCUGCAUUUUCAGGCCCAUUUGGGCCAGGAGGAAGUAAGCAGAGAUGCCCCCUGUGUUUAUUCUGUCAGACACACUUCCAUUAAAGCCACAGUUGUGCUAUCUGUA
Jaculus jaculus (lesser Egyptian jerboa) is the source of this 3272-nucleotide messenger RNA. It is a transcript of the gene Lztr1, whose product is annotated as leucine zipper like transcription regulator 1. Lineage: Eukaryota; Metazoa; Chordata; Mammalia; Rodentia; Dipodidae. Bases 73 to 2595 code for a protein of 840 amino acids. Gene Ontology annotation, cellular component: Golgi apparatus. The transcript is spliced from 21 exons. The record is from RefSeq and is a predicted model, not a curated record. Gene Ontology annotation, molecular function: protein binding.